This is a messenger RNA of Medioppia subpectinata, 357 nucleotides long. NCBI's taxonomy places the organism in Eukaryota, Metazoa, Arthropoda, Arachnida, Sarcoptiformes, Oppiidae. The record is from the annotation of a GenBank genome assembly.
GCAUUGAAUGAUUGAAUGGAUGCGUAAUAUAUUGUAUUGAAUACUGAAUACAGUAUUGAAUUGAUUGUCAGUUUCAUUGAAAUUAUCACUCAAUUAGACAUUCAAUCCAUUCAUUCAUUUGAAUCUCUCUUUCAACACAUUUACCACUGAUUAUCACCAAAGAUGGGAAACAAAUCCUCACUUAUGCUUCAAAAUGAAGAGAUAAUAGCCAUUCAAACGGAGACCGGAUUCAGUCCUUCACAGAUCGAGAGACUGUACAGUCGUUUCACGAGUUUAGACAAAGGAGACAACGGAACCCUUUCGCGCGAAGACUUCCUCCGCAUACCAGAGUUGGCAAUCAAUCCAUUGGGCGAUCGU